Molecule: messenger RNA, 2198 nt
Organism: Habropoda laboriosa
Lineage: Eukaryota; Metazoa; Arthropoda; Insecta; Hymenoptera; Apidae
Gene: shep
Product: protein alan shepard
Exons: 10
Coding region: 13-1236 (407 amino acids)
Cellular component (GO): nucleus; ribonucleoprotein complex; cytosol
Molecular function (GO): poly(U) RNA binding; poly(A) binding; mRNA 3'-UTR binding
Source: RefSeq, a predicted model, not a curated record
GCGGCCGGCCAGAUGCCCGUCGGAGCACAGCAACUACCGCCUACGGCGAAUCCUUACGCCACCACCACCUACGCACAGCACGCGUCGUAUGGUGGACAACGGGUGCCUACAGCCUCUUCUCCAGCUAAUACUAAUAGUAGUUCUAGCAGUGCUACUGGCAGUCGAAGCGGGACAAUGAGCACAAGUCUUAGCAAUAAUGCUAUACAAGGACAGCAUGCAGAACAACUAUCAAAAACAAAUUUGUAUAUCCGUGGCCUCAACCAAAAUACAACUGACAAGGACCUCGUUAGCAUGUGUUCUCAAUAUGGAACUAUUACUUCUACGAAGGCAAUUUUGGAUAAAAAUACGAAUAAGUGUAAAGGUUAUGGAUUUGUAGACUUUGAGUCACCAGUGGCGGCAGAGGGUGCUGUGAAAGCACUGGUCGCCAAGGGCAUCCAAGCGCAGAUGGCGAAAGUGGGUAUCUGGUUGCUCCCUAGACUGCCCAGUCAACAGGAGCAAGACCCCACCAAUUUGUAUAUUGCAAACCUGCCACUGAGCUUCAAAGAAAAUGAUGUUGAGAGUUUACUUGCUCAGUAUGGGCAAGUUAUUUCAACGCGUAUAUUACGCGAUACUGCUGGACAAAGUAAAGGCGUUGGAUUUGCAAGAAUGGAGUCCAAAGAAAAAUGUGAACAGAUAAUUCAGAUGUUUAAUGGAAAGGCACUAUCAGGGGCUAAAGACCCCCUAUUGGUGAAAUUCGCUGAUGGCGGUAAUAAGAAAAAAUCAUUAUACAAAAGUACAAUAUGGAGAGAAACCGGAGAGAACAUGACUUUGAAUUACGAUACAAGCGGCGUUGGUCAAAACGGGGUUGCAACUACUCACAUGCUACCCGCAGCCACUUUAACACAAUAUAGUCGCCAUUAUGGCCAAGCUUUACCUGGUUACAGUGUACCAGGAACGCCUUGGGUGACUCCUUAUUUGGUGCAGACAGCCCCUCCACACAUGCAACAGGUCGACAUGAUGCCAUCAGCUGAUCCUAGUAACCCACAGUACAGUAUGAUUCCUCAGCUUACUACACAAAUGUCUACAUUACAUCUUGGCACUGGUUCCUACAUAGCAGCAAGCCCGCAUCCCUAUCCUUAUACUACUUACCCUCCUAGCAUUAUUCAUACCAUGCCAUUGGGUGAUUCUGAACAAACAAGUAACGCGGCAUCUCCUGAUGACUCCUAUCAACAAUACCAAGCUCAGCAGCCCAAGUAGGCUACGGUUUUUAGAUAUGAUUACACCGAGGGUUAUGUAAGUUAGGAGAGCCACACCUGUUGAUACGAAGGAUUAUAUUAAUGAAGAAUAGAUGAGACUAAAUACAUUACAUAAAGUCAGAUAAGAUUCUUCCUCAUGAUAAUUGACUUGCCAGCCAUCUUUUAUACAUUUUAUCCAUCAGAUAAAUAGGUGAAAGUAGUUAAUAUUUUCCAACGAUUAGAGAAUGAAUGUUGUCAUAAGAAGGGGUACGAGUGCUCGUGUCAUCUACAUUGUUCGGCACCAGCACGGCUCCAUACGCUGUAACGCCAACACAUCAUUACGACAGUGACAAAACUGAUAUUCUGCGACGGACAGUUUAGUGUCAAGCUGAUAGGCUUCCAGGAUUAACUUUAGGUAUUACAUUUACUAAGGAGACGAUAAGUCGAAGCUGAACGCUUGAGAGUGUGAAUAAAUAUUUUAACAAAAACUGUAAACUAUAAAAGAAACGCUGCUCAGAAAUAUACAAAGGAGAAUUCUUCCCAAGAAAUAAUAAUAAUAAUAAUAUACAGAGAAAAAAAAAGCACUUCCAAUGCUAGAGUUGAUAAAAAAAAAACAUUCAGAUUCAGUUAAUUGUAAUCAGUACCUACCGGACUCGUGCCAGCUGGCUGGCCGGUGGCUGGGCUGCGAAGAGAAGAGACAUCGAUCAGUGUUUUUUUUAACGAAGAUGCUGAAAAAAGAACUCUUCCUUAACAGCGCACACCACCCCAUCCGCUAACUGCACUCUCAUCACAUUAUUUCUUUUUGUUUUCUUCUGUUUCGUUCAGACAUUCCAAGCCAGGCACAUAUAUUGUAUGUAUGUAUUGCCACGCGGAGAUUUUUAUCUACUUUUACAAGUACAGUUCACGUUCUCUUUUUAAUCACGGACGAAUAUAUUUUAUGGACGAAAAAGAAGCGAAGAUUUUAAGAGAGAGAGAGAGAGCGAG